GACCAGCCCCUGCCUGGGGCGCGGAGGAGGCUGGGGCAGCGCCACACACCGGCAGUGCCCCCUCCCGGGUGGAGAUGGAAGCCAAUGCAGCAAGCGAUGAGGGUGUGCAUUUUCAAAGCUACCCUUUUGACUUCUUGGAGUUCCUGAACCACCAGCGCUUUGAACCUAUGGAGGCCUACAACCACGAACACACCAAAGCCGUUGCUGCCCUCCCUUGCCCACAGCCACACUAUGAAUACCCCCAGCCACCAACAGCUGCUCCACCUGCUCUCUUUGACCGUGUCCCUGCCACCAUUGGCACACCUAAACUCAAAGCUGAGGGCCCAUCCUCUCCUUCCUCAGCCACAUCAUCUGGUACCGUUCAAGUCAAGAAAGCUGAACCAGGGGCCCCUGCACCACCUCCACACCCCCAGCAGCAGCAGCAACCGCCAUACAGUACUCCAGCCGCGGUACCAACAGGAGGUCAAUAUCAAUGA
Thamnophis sirtalis is the source of this 476-nucleotide messenger RNA. The record is from RefSeq and is a predicted model, not a curated record. Lineage: Eukaryota; Metazoa; Chordata; Lepidosauria; Squamata; Natricidae.